AUGGCCUUACAAGUGUACCAGCGGUAUGAAAUUGUCUUUUUAUCUCAACAUCCGCUAGGACCGAAGCUCAGCCAUAUGGCUGUAGCGAAGGCAGUUCAUUGUGACGAAAAGACGGUGAAGCGUUGGCUCAAGGGGUGGAAGCAAUCAAAAGAUUUGACCGAUGCAGCUCGAUCUGGACGAUCACGUGUAACAACUCCAAAACAGGAUCAAAAAAUUGUUGCACUUGCUGAACANAUUUAUGUCGUAAAUAUUUAUUCUUUUAAUUCAUAA
Rotaria sp. Silwood2 is the source of this 270-nucleotide messenger RNA. The record is from the annotation of a GenBank genome assembly. Lineage: Eukaryota; Metazoa; Rotifera; Eurotatoria; Philodinida; Philodinidae.